This is a messenger RNA of Cantharellus anzutake, 504 nucleotides long. RefSeq lists its product as uncharacterized. The record is from RefSeq and is a predicted model, not a curated record. NCBI's taxonomy places the organism in Eukaryota, Fungi, Basidiomycota, Agaricomycetes, Cantharellales, Hydnaceae. The transcript has 2 exons. Bases 1 to 504 code for a protein of 167 amino acids.
AUGGAGUGCUGGGUGAAAGUUCGCAUUGGCAAUGGGGGCCAUCUUAUUCGAGGGGCCAUUGUGCAGAUGAGCAGUUGGCAGAGUUUCUGCAAUGCCUCUUUUGUCCGUUAUGAGUUGAUUGCUGACGCGAAUGCACACCACCCACAAGCCAAAGAAGAUUUUGUUCGUACUGUCUACUAUGGGCAGCUCGAGUAUAUCCUUCACUGCACCAUCCCAUCAAACGUCAUAUCCAAAAAUACCGAGCCCGAAACCAUUCUUUUUGGCGUCAUUACCACUUGUGAUACCCAGGGACACGAUGCUACACUAGAGCUGACCUAUUUUAGAAGUUUGACGUCAUACAUUGAAAUCGUGAACUUGGCUGCAAUCUGCACAGUGGUGGGUCGCAUCCAAAUUGGCACCACGAAUCCUCAAUGGGCAAUUGUUGACUGGAGCGGUUCCUGGGCCCACACCGCCUUCAUGGAUGACUCACUGACUGUAGACGCUCUCCAACAAGAUGAACUCUGA